Molecule: messenger RNA, 999 nt
Organism: Phymastichus coffea
Lineage: Eukaryota; Metazoa; Arthropoda; Insecta; Hymenoptera; Eulophidae
Exons: 1
Coding region: 1-999 (332 amino acids)
Biological process (GO): DNA integration
Molecular function (GO): nucleic acid binding
Source: RefSeq, a predicted model, not a curated record
AUGGCGGAUUUACCUGAGUCCCGCGUCAUCGGCGCUUUCCCAUUCAAUCACACGGGAGUUGAUUUUUUUGGCCCAAUUUUAAUCAAGGAAAAGAAAGAUCGGAAUCGAAGCUUCAUCAAAGCUUAUGGUUGUGUUUUCGUAUGUAUGGCCUCUAAGGCAGUCCACAUCGAGCUCGCUUCCGAUCUUUCGACAGAAGCGUUUUUGGCAUGUUUUGAUCGAUUCAUGUCAAUACGAGGAAUACCAGAACGAAUAUAUUCCGAUAACGGUACAAAUUUUGUGGGCGCGAAUAACGAACUGCAAAAAAUUUACGAUUUGCACGGGACGCCGGAAUUCAAAGACGCCAUUCAAGGUCACGCCGCGUCCAAUAGAAUCGACUGGCAUUUUAAUCCACCUCUCUCUCCGCAUUUCGGCGGAUUAUGGGAGGCUGCAGUUAAAAGUUUUAAACAUCACCUUCACCGUGUUAUUAAAGAUCGAAAGCUAACGUACGAGCAAUUAGAUACGCUUCUAAAACAGAUAGCGGCAAUUCUUAAUUCUCGACCCUUGUAUUACAUUUCCGCUGAUCCAAACGAUCCGCUUGCAAUAACUCCCGCGCAUUUGUUGAUUGGUCGUCCGUUCCGAUUCUUACCCGAGCCCGAUUUUGUUUCAGUUCCUGACAACCGGCUACGCACGUACCAAAUCAUACAAAAGGCCAGACAGGAUUUCUGGAAGAAGUGGCAAAAAGAGUAUUUGCACGAGCUCCAAACUCGACAAAAAUGGUUGACCUCCAACACGACCUUAACACCCGGGUCCGUGGUCUUGUUGAUGGAGGACAAUCCUGCGUGUGCGAGAUGGUCGCUGGGUGUGGUCGAAGAGGUUCACCCUGGGAGCGAUGGCAUUGCUAGGGUAGCAACAGUCAAGACGGCCUCGGGAGUCUACAAGCGAAACAUCACGCGGCUUUGUAUCUUACCAGUAGCUCAGGAUGAUACGCUCGCGUCGGAGUCUCAACAAGACCCCCCAUAG